AUGGAGUCCCUGGGUUACGUGCUGAUGUACUUCCUCCGCGGCAGUCUUCCCUGGCAGGGUCUUAAAGCGGGCACCAAGCGACAGAAGUACGAACGCAUCAGCGAGAAGAAGAUGGAGACGUCGAUUGAAUCACUGUGUGCCGGCUAUCCAGGUCAGUGCUCUCUUUAUCUUUUCUGUUGGUUGGUUGGUAGCGAUUGCGUGGCAUUUGUCGUAGUGCCACCGAUGGUGGUGUGGUCAACGCAGUGA
Messenger RNA from Dibothriocephalus latus, 246 nucleotides. The record is from the annotation of a GenBank genome assembly. Lineage: Eukaryota; Metazoa; Platyhelminthes; Cestoda; Diphyllobothriidea; Diphyllobothriidae.